Peniophora sp. CBMAI 1063 is the source of this 2181-nucleotide messenger RNA. NCBI's taxonomy places the organism in Eukaryota, Fungi, Basidiomycota, Agaricomycetes, Russulales, Peniophoraceae. The record is from the annotation of a GenBank genome assembly.
AUGUCUGGCAACAUACGUGCAGCGUACUGUUCUCGCGAAUACGACAACGUCUAUUGCGUCGACGCCUCUCCUGGCACCGAACCAACGCUUAUAGUAUUGAGCCGCUCGGGGCCCUCCUCGACAUACGCGCAAACAGCCUCAGUUGAACUCAAGCUCCAAGAUCGCGACGAAAGGCUCGUGCCGCUGGCUGCUGUUAGGCGCGACUACGGCCUCAACGUCAUUUAUCAAGAUGGCGACGGCAAGAUACGAGAUUUCCGACUACUUGGCCUCACAGAAGUUCACAACUUCAUCAUUCCUUCGAUCCUGGUCUCCGGUCCCAACGAUCCUGUCGUCUCUGACGCCAGCCCGAAGUGGAUGACUUCGCUCACAGCUAUCUCGGUUCCCGAUCCAAAUGGACAAGAAGCCACGUAUGUCUUUUACUUGUCGCAUAAACUUCAAAUCUACUACGUUGUCGGGCGGCCUGCGCUCGGACAGAGUCAAAGUGGAAGCUCCGAAUUAAGCUGGAGCCAAUCGUACCCUGUAACUUCCGAAGUCAUUGACGCACAGACACGUCACUUAUCGGCUUUCGCCUGGACUGAGCACAACACGAACUGCAUCUGCGUUGCUUUCAACAAGUCCCCCGGUCACUUGCAACUCUACACCAUGCGCAUCCCGCAUGUUGCGCCGGGCCCUGCCCUUGCCACGUUUGAACUCGCGGUGGAUUAUAGGGGCAUCCCUCUCACCCGCGGGCCCUUCUCCCUCGUCCGGGCUCCUACCAGGGCCGGAACUCAGCUCGCUCAAGAUCAGUACAGACUCUACGCCCAAUAUGCCAAUGACCUGAACGAUAUCUUUGAGCUCCGUUUGUUCGUUACCCAGGGUCAGUAUGGUGUGCAAGAAGUGCGCCAGGCCCGAAUCAAGUUGUCCGAGGAUUCUGGCAGCGCAGCACCUGCUUCAGGAACACUCAUCAGCACCAUUUGUCGUGUGGUUGAUGCAACCACGUACACGUACAGUGUGAUGGUCAUCUAUACGACUAUAGACUGCAAGGUGGCAUAUGGGAUGGUUGAAGACACGAUCGUCCAGGUGGACAGCCAUCUUUCACCACCUCAGUCCGCUCACAGCGAUGGCGUUGACAAGACUUGCUCUUCUCCUAAGAAAGAUAGCGCCGGUGGCAAGCUGGAUAUCCUUCUCAUCCUCGAUGCGACGGGGAGCAUGCAGCCUUACAUCGACGAGGUGCGCCUCCGGCUUGGAGACAUCCUUGACGGUAUUGUGGCAUCUGGCAAGUUCGCGCUACCCAGCAUCCGCGUCGGCCUCAUCGGUUUUCGUGACCACGACCUGAACAAGCCGUUGGGCGACGAAUUCCUUGCACCGCGGUUAGCGCUUUCAUCUGACAUCAGUGCCGUGAAAUACGAAUUGUUGCGUUUACGUGCGGAUGGCGGCGGCGACGGUCCGGAGGCGCAGUCAGAUGCUUUGGCUGCCGCAGCUGUAGCUGGAUGGUCAGAUGACAGCGAAACCACGAAGGUCGCUAUCAUGAUUACCGACUCGCCUCCGCAUGGGAUUGGAGAGAGGGGAGACAAGCACCCCGUAUGUCCCAGGCAGAAGGAUGCUAUAUGCGCUGCAAAUAGCAUGGCAGACCAUGGCAUCACCCUUCAUGUCAUCGCCUGCGAACCCACUUUGAGCGACACGUAUAAAUAUGCACAUGACUUCUAUCGAGGACUCACGCAAAUCACUGGCGGCAAGAUGAUUCCCCUCUCCGUCUCCCAAGAGCUGUGCCAACUCAUCGUCGGUCAUAUAACUGAGACUGUCGACAUGCACGAGCUCGCAAUGAAGCACAAGUUCACCAUCGCUGAAGGCUUACGCUCGGGCGCGAGUCGCAAAACCGUUGAGGAGGCCCUGCUGAAGCAGCUAAACGCCGGCAGCGCUCAGAUACGCACCGUCGUGACCACCGAGAGCAUCUAUACGCCGCUCGAGAUCUCCGACUACAAUGCAGACAUCUGGGCGAACGCGGACAAGAUUGAGUCCUCUGUGACCAAACGAUUGAAGACGACCACUUCAUUCCGAGUGAAGGCGGAGUAUCGUGAAGGAGGGCCCAGCUACCAGAGGCCUAAGAAAUCAGAGCUUCGCCCUGAGAAUGUCACUUUCAAGCAGGCCGCAUCGGUCGUCUCCGCCGUUGCUAGGCUCAACAAGCUCAACAAGAAGUACUAG